Neocloeon triangulifer is the source of this 2020-nucleotide messenger RNA. RefSeq lists its product as uncharacterized. The record is from RefSeq and is a predicted model, not a curated record. Gene Ontology annotation, biological process: proteolysis. NCBI's taxonomy places the organism in Eukaryota, Metazoa, Arthropoda, Insecta, Ephemeroptera, Baetidae. The transcript is spliced from 12 exons. Gene Ontology annotation, molecular function: serine-type endopeptidase activity. The coding region runs from base 161 to 1903 and encodes 580 amino acids.
GUGUCAAAAAUAAGGAUAGCAACUGAAACGUUUUCUACCAGAUGUCUCGUUUUAAAUACGAGGGGGAAAAGGACCUUCAAGAAAUAUCAAAGGUUGCAGUCGACGCACCUGCUCGCUAGGAGAAUCAACUCGUCCUCGCACAGUGUAAUUAUUAUGGGCUAUGGCAGUCAGAAGAGCUUUUUACAUUUUUGUGGUUUUGAUUUUCUGUGAUCGUGCCCAUUCCGAUUGCACAAAUAGAUCAGUUCCAUCUGGCCCACUUUACUUCGGAACAACUGAAAAUACAAGUACUGAAAAUUGUGGGGUUGUGGAGAACAAAUUGCAAUUUGUAUCCAGCUUUCCGUGGGAUGUCGUGGUCUUCUUUAAAGAGGACCUUUGUAUAGCACCCGGCGUGGUUGUUUCACAAAGAGCUGUUCUGCAUGGCACUACUUCGUGCAAAUAUUCAUCUGGCGUCACCGUUUAUCUAGCAGGCAUAAAAACAGAUUAUAGAAACGCACCAAGUGUCUACGUCAACGUUAGCCACAUUUUCGCUCAAGAUAAUUAUUCAGUUAUUACGUUUCCUGCUGAUUUGAACAGUUUUGAAGACAAAAUCAAGCCAGUGUGUCUAUACAAUUUUGAGGAAGAGCCUAGAGAGGCCUUCUACGUCUCAUAUCUGAAUUCUGAUACAGAGGACGACGAAGUAGUGGCUGCAAAAUUCUACCCCCAAAAUAUUUCACACUGCAAUGCACUAAUUAAAACUAAGGAGCAUCGAGAUACUUUCAACUCUACCAACAUUAUUUGUGUCACUCCUGCUGAUCGAAUGCCGCUAUUUUCAACAGACGAAUUGCUCUACAUGAAAGUUAAUUCUCGGUUUUAUUUACGAGGGCAAUUUCUGGACGUUUUCAAUUCUCACCAUCAUUCUCCAGUCGCCAUCAAUCUUGCAGAUGAGACCGCAUACAUCGUAAGCGUGGUUUCUGAUUUGUACUCCUUGGAUCCAGAGCCUGAACCACUGCCACCUCCAAAAUUCCAUGGAGAUGAGAACUUAAGUUUCCCACAUUGUGGUAGAAAACCUGUUAUCACCACUCAACUGAUUGUCAGUGGAGAUCCUGUGUACAGAAUUAGCUCGCACCCUUGGCAUGCUUUCGUGGGUACCAAUUACUAUGACCAUCAAAAUUUUCAGCAACAGGAUCUUUGCGGCGGAACAUUGAUUUCCGAUAGAGCAAUCGUCACAGCGGCACACUGCCUGGUAGCAAAAGGAAUAACAGUCACUACUCUUGACAAGUUUGAAGUUGAGGUUGCAAUGGGAGUUUUUAAUAGGUCACUUCCUACGUCAAAUGAAAGUUCGAGACAAAUAAGAAAGGUGAAGCAAAUUUUUAUCCACGAAAAGUACAAUGCGGAACAAAAGGAGCUCAAUGACAUUGCUUUGAUUGUCGUUGAAUCGCCCUUUGACACAUCCACAGAACACGUGAAGCCCGCUUGCUUGUGGAAUCGGAAUUCAUCCAUCAGUACUGUUGCUGGGUCACUCGGAACUGUUGUUGGCUGGGGAUACACGGAGUCAUUUGAAACGUCGGCAGCUUUGAUCAUGGCGGAAAUCCCAAUUAUUCACCACAAAGAGUGUUUUAAAGCCAAUAGGAUGUUCUAUCAAGAUAAACUGUCUUAUUGUAGCAAUUUUUGUGCUGGAAUUAUAAAUGGAACAAGCGUUUGCAACGGAGAUAGUGGAGGCGGCUUGAUCACCUUUAACCAAAACCUUCGCAGAUUUUUCCUGAGAGGCAUCGUCAGUUCCGCCAAGAGUAAAAGACUGAACAACGGAUCAAAGGAUGUUUGUGACCACUCGGCGUACGCUCUGUUCACUGACGUUGCGCAAUAUGUCAACUGGAUUUUAGAGAAAUUGCCGGAGCUGAGGGCCAAUGCAACCCAAACGGGAUAGAUUUUUUUUCUGUGGGAUAGAAACAUUUUUUUAACCAAUAUAUUCAUUUUUACAGCAAAAUUAAAGAAACAUUAUUUAAGAAAAAGAUAAAAAAAAUUCUUUCAAAUGAGACAAAAU